UCCACCUUCGUUUGUUUCCGUAGAAUUUAUCAAAUUAGAAAAUGCAUUUCCGUAGAAUUUAAACAAAUGAAAUUCAGUUUAAACUUUAUAAAUAAAUAUAUUUUUGCAUUAUUCAUUAUUGUUUUUAAAAACAAAUCACAUACACCAAUCAGCACCACCAAUGACCACCACCACGCGUAAUCCAAAGUUGGAAUUAAUCACCGCGAUAUUGCCAUCGCCACCGCUACAACAGAAAAUAGUAUUAAUUGGCUUAAGAGACAUGGACUUUUAAAUACCCCAAAAAUAUGCCCCUCGUGUGGAGCUAGCAUGAUGGAAGUAGCCAAAAAGUUUUUUUUUUCUAAUUUGAUAAAUUCUACGGAAACAAACGAAGGUGGACGAGUGAUAGAGAGAUAGACAGACAGACAGACAGAUAGAUAGAUAGAUAGCUCCGGCCAGUCAGUAGCCAGUUGAAACAGAUUUCAACUCAAACCAGCAGUAACAUUCCUUGUUUAGAUUUUUCUACUUUCGCUUCUGACAGCUAAUACCAUGACAGUGCCCAUAUUUUACGAAUGAAAAAAAAACUAGAUCCCUUAGGCUUUACUAAUAAGACAAGACUGGAUCUAUAAUUUACAACUAUAAUAGAGAGAGAGAGAGGGAGUAAUUGAUCUCAGCUUUAUACAAAUACUAAGUGUUAACUUCAAAAAGCAUAAAGACAACGGAUAUAACCGGAAAUUACUACACGGAGUUCUAUGCAUGCGGAACUAUUUUAUUUGACCGCUUCCGGUUGCAAUUCAUUCUCACCACGUGUGUAUUAGAAAAUAUACGAAAAAGAGAAAAACAGCCGUCAAUUAUGCAGCACGAUGAGGUCAUUUGGAGUAUUAUCAACAAUACGUUCUGCUCUUUCAAGACAAAGACCCAGACACAAACACUUUGUAGAAAUGAAUUUAAUGUGACAGGAGUGUGUGGUAGGAAUGCCUGUCCCUUAGCCAAUAGCCAAUAUGCUACAGUCAGGGAAGAGAAAGAUGAAACCAUUGCAACAACACCACCAACAAUAAAGUCAGUAGCAACAACUGCAUGUGACCAUGACAGCAACUGCAACAAUCUUCCAUAUGGAUGUGGGUUGGACAGCAACAGUAUCAACAACAGCAGCAGUUCCAACAAACACAGUAAAAGAAACAUUGUUUCUGUACCCACUAAACAGCACAGCAACAGAACAAAAGACAGUGACUUCCAAACAUGUUCCUUCUCAUUUGGGGCCACUCAUAAAUUAUUAGGCAAAGCCAUAACAGAGGAAUUUAAGACUGGAAGUCCAUGGGAACUAUUAUAUGUUGAUAAUUUUGCUCUCAUAAAAUCUGUAACAGAACUAGUAAAGAAAUUCUAUAUAGAAGUGUUUAUCUUGGUUGUGAAAGAAAUGGCGUCAGCAAGUAGCGAUUCCGAUUUUGAAGGAUUUACAAUUGAUGAUAUUGAAAAUAUUAAUGAAAACAAAAGUAUUUUGUGUUCGGAUGAAUCUGAUAUCAAUAUCAGUGAUUUUUCGUCGGACAAGGAAGAGUUUAAUAACGAAAGUGAAGAAAAUGAAAGUGAUGAAAAUGAUAGCGAACGAUCCACUAUGGCAGCCAACAACUACUGCGGAAAUGAGAGCAUUUUUCACAAUCAACAUUAUGUUUGGUGUGAAAGAGCUUCCUCGACUGUGGAACUAUUAAAGUCCCGAUGUUCCCACUUGAUGAGAGGUCAUACAGAAGAUGAAUUCAAGGUUUCAAAUAUCAAUUUUGAUCCAGAAUUUCAAGAAAUAGACAAAUUAAUUGAUUUAUUUUCUCUCUUUUUACCUCUUCCUUUGAAGUGUGACAUACAUUACAGGUAUUAUCGUCGGAAGUGUCGCUUGAGAUUGAUAAGAAUUAGGCAGUAUUUGGCCAGAAUGAGAAAACUUGUUUUGCGUAACAGGCGAAAGUUGGUUCCUUUGCAGAGAAAUAUUGAACGUCGAGAGAAAAGACGAGAGGAGAAAGCAUUGGUUGCUGCCCAACUUGACAAUGCCAUAGAGAAACAGUUAUUGGAAAGACUCAAAUCUGGUGCUUAUAAUGAAGUGUACAACUUCCCAAUGAAAGCAUUUACCAAGGUGUUAGAUGGAGAAGAGAUAGAAGAGGAGGAGGAGGUGGAUGAAGAAGAAGAAGAAGAGAGAGACAGUGAAGAAGAAGGAAACCGAGGGCAGAUUGCAGAGGAGGUGGAAGAAGAGAUGGAGAAAGUGAAACACGAGAAGAGUACAUCAGGUUAUGUGGAAUAUGUUCCUUAUGAUGAAUUUGAAGAAAGUGAUAUUGAAGAUCUUGAGGAUCUCCGGUUAAGUGAUUACAACUCAAGCAGUGAUGAAGGGGAUCUUGUUGCAAAUGACAACAAUGUGAUGGGAUUCUCAUUAGCAACAAAAGACAAGAAACACAAGCAAGCAACAACAGAAGACCAUUCUGCAUCAAAGAAGAAGAAAAUGUCAAAGAGACAACCAAAAGUGAUGAUUGAAUAUGAAACAGAGCUUGAACAACCUUCAACUUCCAAAGAGAAACUGAAGUAUUGAGGGGUGUAUUAGAGAGGGGGUGGACUACAGGAGUUGGAUUUGGACAGUCUGUAUUUUUGAUGAGAGUUCUGUAUGUGUGUUUUGUAUGUAUGUAUGUGUUACGCUUCUACCUCAAGAGUAUCAGUGAGGUGUGUGGGAGAUGAUUUACUGGAUUAUUUUCAUGUAGGAGUGGGGAAGAAUGAGUGAAAUAAAGUGUGUUAAUGUGGUGGGCAUAGUUGGAGUGGAGUGUGUAAAUGGGGAGGGGAGAUAAGGCUGAAUGGUGUGAAUGAGAGGAGUUUAAGGGUUGAUGCUGAGGUGAGGCAAAGUAUGAUGUGUAGUUUAAAUGAAAAAUAAAACUUGACUCUUUA
Molecule: messenger RNA, 2883 nt
Organism: Octopus bimaculoides (California two-spot octopus)
Lineage: Eukaryota; Metazoa; Mollusca; Cephalopoda; Octopoda; Octopodidae
Product: protein MAK16 homolog
Biological process (GO): maturation of LSU-rRNA; maturation of 5.8S rRNA
Cellular component (GO): nucleolus; preribosome, large subunit precursor
Source: RefSeq, a predicted model, not a curated record